AAUAAAAACAAAUUCGAUUAGCUGGUUUUCAACAUGAAGUAUUAAAUAAUUGAAGAAGAGAAGGUUACAUGAAAGAAGAAGAUAAGAAAAUCAGUCCCUUUCAUUCACUCAUUUUUAUUUUAUCUUCUUCCACUUCAAAAAUCCACACUCAAUAACACAAUGGCUGCUUUGCCAUUCUCUACAGCUCAAUCAAACUCCAAAUUCAUUACAUUUUUCAAUUACAGAACCACACAUUCAAACCUUUUCUUUGUUACAAUCCCGCGUUACAGUCACUCGAGAAGUAGAACAAACCUGUCUGUAAACAACAUUGCCAGUUAUUCAAGGCAGGAAUUACAGGACACAUUCGUUCCGGACUCCGCCUCGAUUGCUUCGAGCAUCAAAUACCAUGCAGAAUACACUCCAUCUUCCUCUCCGCAACAUUUUGAGCUCCCUAAAGCAUAUGUGGCCACUGCAGAGAGUGUUCGAGAUUCGCUUAUUAUUAACUGGAAUGCUACGUACGCCUACUACUCCAAGAUGAAUGUUAAACAGGCAUAUUAUCUCUCAAUGGAAUUCCUACAGGGAAGAGCAUUGCUAAAUGCAAUUGGUAACUUGGAGCUCACAGGGGCAUAUGCAGAGGCCUUGAAAAUGCUUGGUCAUAAUUUAGAGGAUAUUGCUAGACAGGAGCCAGAUGCUGCACUUGGAAAUGGAGGCCUAGGGAGGCUAGCAUCCUGCUUUCUUGAUUCUUUGGCAACACUAAAUUACCCUGCAUGGGGUUAUGGACUUAGAUACAGAUAUGGUUUAUUCAAACAGCUUAUUACUAAAGAUGGUCAGGAGGAAGUUGCAGAAAGUUGGCUGGAGAUGGGUAAUCCUUGGGAAAUUGUAAGAAAUGAUGUGUCAUAUCCUGUGAAAUUCUAUGGGAAAGUUAUUCUAAAGCCAGAUGGAAGUAAAGAAUGGACUGGAGGAGAAAAUAUAACGGCGUUUGCGUAUGAUGUCCCAAUUCCAGGAUAUAAAACAAAGACUACAAUUAACCUUCGGUUAUGGUCCACCAGAGUUUCGCCUCAGGAAUUUGAUUUAAAUGCUUUGAAUGCUGGAGAUCAUGCCAAAGCAUAUGCUGCCCUAAAGAAUGCUGAGAAGAUUUGCUAUGUGUUAUACCCUGGAGAUGAAUCAGUAGAAGGCAAGACACUGAGGCUGAAGCAACAAUAUACUCUGUGCUCUGCAUCUCUACAGGAUAUAAUUACUCACUUCGAGAGAAGAUCUGGGGAACCUGUUAACUGGGAAAGUUUUCCUGAUAAAGUUGCAGUACAAAUGAAUGAUACACACCCAACUCUUUGCGUACCUGAACUGAUUAGAAUUUUGAUGGAUGUAAAGGGGUUGAGUUGGAAUGAAGCUUGGAAUAUUACUAGAAGAACUGUCGCUUACACGAACCACACUGUCCUACCUGAGGCUCUGGAAAAAUGGAGUUUGGACUUACUUCAGGAACUUCUUCCACGACAUAUAGAGAUCAUUAAGAAGAUAGAUGAGGAGCUGAUUCAUACCAUAAUUGCGGAGUAUGGCAUGGAGAAUCUUGACUUGUUGGAACAAAAGCUGAAGGAAAUGAGAAUUCUUGAUAAUAUUGAGUUGCCAGACUCGGUUGCUCAACUGCUAGUUAAAUCAGAUGAAAGUCCUGCUGUUGAAUCAGUAGUAGAAGAUGUUGAAUCUGAAGAUUCUGAUAAAGAAACUAAAUCAACUGCCGAAGAGGAAGAAGAGAAAAAUGAUGUGAAAUUUGAGGUAGAUCCAGCGCAGCCAAAGAUCAUCCGAAUGGCAAAUCUAUGUGUUGUUGGUGGACAUGCAGUAAAUGGUGUAGCUGAGAUUCAUAGUGAAAUAGUGAAAAAUGAAGUUUUCAAUGACUUUUAUAAGUUAUGGCCCGAGAAGUUUCAGAAUAAAACGAAUGGAGUAACACCGAGGAGAUGGAUUCGCUUUUGCAAUCCAGAUCUGAGUAACAUCCUAACCAAAUGGAUUGGAACAGAUGACUGGGUGCUAAACACUGAGAAACUCAAGACCCUAACAAAGUUUGCAGAUAAUGAAGGUCUCCAAACUGAAUGGAGGGAAGCAAAAAGAACGAACAAGAAGAAGGUUGCCGCUUUCCUCAAGGAAAAAACGGGGUACACUGUCAAUCCAGAUGCAAUGUUUGAUGUACAGAUUAAGCGCAUCCACGAAUACAAGAGGCAGUUGUUGAACAUACUGGGAAUUGUUUACAGAUACAAGAAGAUGAAAGAAAUGAGUAGUGAGGAAAGAAAAGAAAAAUUUGUUCCCAGAGUGUGUAUAUUUGGAGGCAAAGCAUUUGCAACAUAUGUUCAAGCCAAGAGGAUUGUGAAAUUUAUAACAGAUGUAGGAGCUACUGUUAACCAUGAUCCAGAGAUAGGUGAUCUUCUAAAGGUUGUGUUUGUUCCUGAUUACAAUGUCAGUGUUGCAGAAGUACUAAUUCCUGGAAGUGAGCUUUCGCAGCAUAUCAGUACUGCUGGAAUGGAGGCAAGUGGAACAAGCAACAUGAAGUUUGCAAUGAACGGUUGCCUAAUUAUUGGAACCUUAGAUGGUGCAAAUGUUGAAAUCAGAGAAGAGGUUGGAGAAGAUAACUUUUUUCUAUUUGGUGCCAAGGCUCAUGAAAUUGCUGGCCUUAGAAAGGAAAGAGCAGAGGGAAAGUUUGUGCCCGAUCCGCGAUUUGAAGAAGUGAAGGCAUUUGUUAAAAGUGGUGUUUUCGGUCCGUAUAAUUACGAAGAACUGAUGGGAUCUUUGGAAGGAAACGAAGGGUAUGGCAGGGCGGAUUAUUUCCUAGUUGGGAAAGACUUUCCUAGUUACUUAGAAUGCCAAGAGAUGGUUGAUGAGGCUUAUAAAGAUCAGAAAAGAUGGACAAGAAUGUCGAUCUUGAACACGGCCGGAUCGUUCAAGUUCAGCAGUGACAGAACAAUUCAUGAAUAUGCAAAAGACAUAUGGAAGAUUGAUCCUCUUAUUCUGCCUUGAAUUGGCCUGUGUAUGCGACAUGCAUGGAAGAGGUGCAAAUGCAACAUUAAAUUCCUAUAUAUUAGUUCAUGUGUAAAAUGUAAUAUUCAAAUACAUAUUUUUUUAUUACUUUUGAGCACAAUUAUUUUAAUAAAUUGUACUUUUAAGUAAAUUUAACCACAUUGUUAUUAGAUUUUCAAA
Mercurialis annua (annual mercury) is the source of this 3156-nucleotide messenger RNA. RefSeq names its product alpha-1,4 glucan phosphorylase L-2 isozyme, chloroplastic/amyloplastic-like. The record is from RefSeq and is a predicted model, not a curated record. Gene Ontology annotation, molecular function: pyridoxal phosphate binding; glycogen phosphorylase activity. Bases 160 to 2976 code for a protein of 938 amino acids. The transcript has 14 exons. NCBI's taxonomy places the organism in Eukaryota, Viridiplantae, Streptophyta, Magnoliopsida, Malpighiales, Euphorbiaceae. Gene Ontology annotation, cellular component: cytoplasm. Gene Ontology annotation, biological process: glycogen catabolic process.